AUUAGCAUGUGGCUCAUUGAACACGGGUGGAAAACAUGCACUGUCGACACUUUUAAAAUAAUGAGCAUUAAGUGCUUGUUCGUGGCUUUUGUGUUGAGCGUGCAUGCAUUGUCUUUAAUUCCAAAUAUUGUUUGCAGUCCGCCUUCCGUGCUUUAAUUGUUUAAUUGUUAUUUUAUCUUAUUUUCCAAAACUUGUGAUCCUGUCACCUCUGAUGAUAGUACAUCGCCAGGAGUCUCUGCGUGACCUUAAGCACUGCAGUGUGACAUUGCAUCACUUAUUUGUUAUUUGUGAUGGCAGCCUAUCAGAAAGGUCGAGUUGAUGUGGAAGAGGACAUUUUGUUCAAAAUUCAAAUGCUAAUAGCAAAUCGUUCUUGAAAACAGCAUUCAUGCUUACAUACUUGCACGAAAUUUCAUAUUAAUGAGCUUCACAAGUUUUCCCCUAUGCAGUCCUGAGUUGCUACAUGUGUAGUACUACUAAAAAAUGCACAGAUUGAUCUUGAAUGGCCUUGAGUAAAGGCAAAAGCCUUAUUAUAGGUUGAACCCAGACUGGCAAAGUAUAUUCGAAGUUAGAUCUUACAGGGGCUUAUUUCAAUAGUAGAAAUACCGUUUGGUUCGCAUUAUAUCACAUAAUAACCCCAAGUUUGCCAGGACAGUGCAAAUACCUUUGUAUUAUACGAAGCAACAGCAGGAAGAACAGACUAAUUUUUUAUAGAACCUGCUAAUGUUGUCAUUGGGUGACAUUUACAUCACUUUGCACCUAUUGGCAUUAAGUUUCGUUAACCAGUGAUGACACCAAGAAGAGACAUUGUCAAAAUCCAUUUGUAGUGAAAGGUAAUUUAUUUAUUUAUUCAGUUUACCUGACAGGCUCGGAGGAGCAUUGGGUAGGGGGGUACAGAAAAAUGACAAAUAUUUAAGGCAGAAAAGGGAUCUACAAAGUAGGAGAAACAAGUAAGUUUGUACACUGGAAGAAAAAGGAACACUGAUAAACAUUGGAAAAAAUCCGUACAAAGUCAAGGGAGUACAAUGCAAAACAAAGUCGAACAACAUAGGCAAGCGAACAUGUGAAGUUCCAAGAGUUAAUGAAAUUUGGCAGGAUCUUUUCAAAAACAAUAUUAUUCGGAAGGCUAUUCCAUUGUGCGAUGGCGUGCGGUAAUGCAAAGUUAUUGAAUGACUGUGUGUGGCCAAAAAUGUGCCUGAAACUGAGAUGGUUAUGAAGUCGAGUAGAUGUGCGAGAAGGAAUUUCAAGCGACAAACGGCUCGACCAUGAGUUAUAGUAGCAUUUAUGAAAGAGUUAUAGAAGGGCAACAGAGCGGCGGGAAUCCGAGUCCGGAAAGGGAACAUCGCGUUUAAUUUGGGUAAUGCUUGAUUGACGGCUGUAAUUAGAAGUUAUAAAGCGGGCAGCACGAUUUUGGAUGGAUUGCCAGGGUACGUUAUUUCACAAGUGACAUAGUCUUCAGUAAGAAGCUUAAUAGUGGAUGUUACAAUGUUCAGGAAAGUUCUUGGAGGGCCCUAAACACUAUUUAGCAAAAUUGUGGAAGUUAUGGACUAAAGGGCAUCACUCAUGAAUAUCCUCCAGCAUUACAUAUCAAGAGUUAUUGGCAAAAGUUACCCUUCAACCUCAUGCAUGGUGCUCACACUCCUUCCACACUGUGCAUCUUGUAGGCUAAAGAGGGGCAGGCUCUUGCACCCAUUCAUCCACCCACUAUACUUGUCACCCAGCAUUCAGCUUACCCAGCAUUCAGUGCUUCUAUACUUCUCUGUGACAUGAUGUUUCUUUUGUUUUUCUUUGGUGUUGUGAGAGCUACUACUAGUUGUUUGGUGCUAAUGACUUGCUAAACUCAAGAGGCUCUAGCUCGACUUAAGGUCAAGGUAAAAAUGCUGCCAUAUGAAGCAGUAAUGCAGAACCAGUGCUUAAAUUUUUCUAAUUGACAGCCCCAUGCAAACGAAGUUCAUCGAAGUAAUUUUUCAUUGGAAAUUUGUUUUAUAGCAACAGUUACUUUCAAUAGCCUCUUUGUACCAUCCAAUGGUUCUGUACCCUUCAUCAUUGGCCACAGCCAUAACGCCACAAUUGACAGAAAUCUUUAAAAUAUAUUUUUCAAAGGGAGUGUUGCUAAACAUCUAAAUAUGGCAACAAGCACACUACAAGAUGUCGUUAUUCAUUUUGGCUGAGCAUUAUGCAACGAAACUAAUUCAUUGACUGUAAAGCACUUCUGUAAAAAAGUUAAGUUGCAUGCUGAAUCUUAUAAAAUUCCAUGUACUACCCAUGAUUCCCAUGGUGGUUGACUGCAGUGCCAGAGUUAUCUUUACUAAGCUUGGUAUGACAGUGUCUAAGGGGUGAUCCAUGGCUAAGAGUAAUUUUCACACGCACGCACACAUAAAAAAAAGAAAAAUAAAUUUAUGUUGUGGGGAGCACCCGCCUCCAUUUCCUCCCGCGUACCCACGUCGUCCCGUUCGCACGUGGCGGACGGGUCGUGCCGGCAUAGACAAGGAGAGGCACUACGCGCCCUCCCUUUCUCCGUCGCUCUUGUGAUGCGCGUACCCCUCUCCCCCCACGCGGCUCACGGGAAAGGGAAAUGUAUCUGGCGGGCGAGGAGGACUUCCCCUCGCAAAAAGGUAAAAAGGCAUAAAAGUGCGCCACCGGGAGAGACUCUCUCUUGGGACGCCGACACCUGGACCGCCUGGACGAAAACACCUGCCGCAUCCCAGGCCAGAAGAUCAGAAGCUGAUCUAUUCAGGACAGCUGCUAGAAGAUGAAACAGCUUUGAAAGAUGUGUUUCGAAUGGAUCUUGGGAAGACACACAUCCUUCACCUGGUUUGCAGGCCAGCAAGAGACUCUCCUGAUGGUUCACAUUCUCCCAUUCCCCUUAUGGCUAUGAGCCAGCCUGAUUUGGGCAUGGCUGGUGGGUCAACAUCAAAUGUGCCUUCGACUUCGUCUGUGGCCUCAGCUUCAUCAGCUGUUGGCAGUGAUGGGCUUCGGCAUAGAAGCGCCAGCUCUGGUGCAGUGCCCAAUGGUCAGAUGCCUUUUGCUGUGGGAAUGCCAGCAGGAGCAUCAAGCCCCGAGCAGCUGAUUCAGCAGGUGGCUCUUGCUCAGCAAUUGUAUGCACACUACUUCACCCAGUACAUGCAUCUCAUGCACCAGGCAGCACCUGCCCCUGUGGCCCAAGCCAAUGCUCCAGUUCCACCCAGCCCACAAGCUGCAGCGCCUGCUGCUCCUGCAGCGCCUCCUCCAGCACCACGCGUUGCCCCAGACAACAGAGGACCGCGCAUGAAUGCCCAGGGUGGCCCACUGCUGGAUGAGGAGGAAGAGGAAGCGGCUCAACGUGACUGGCUGGACUGGGUUUACACUGUGAGCAGGGCAACUGUCCUGCUGAGCAUUGUCUACUUCUACUCCUCCUUCGGAAGGUUCCUUGUCGUCACUGGCAUCGCUCUGCUUAUGUACCUGUACCAAGGAGGCUGGUUUGCAGCUCCACGGCAGCCACAGCAGCCAGAGCGUGGGCACGACCGGAAUCGUGCGAGAGAGGCCAACCAGCAGCAGCAGGCAGACCAUCCUGCUGCCGAGAUUCAGGAGAGACCACAGGGACAGGCUGGCCCAGAGCAACUUGAAGAAGCAAUGGACCAAGAUGGCAGUGGGGAAGUAGCACCAAACCCACCACCACCAGAGCCUGAGGUGUCACCCAUCACAACAGCCUGGACAUUUGUGGCAACCUUCUUCACCUCGCUUAUCCCAGAACAGCCACCACCGGUUAACGCCAACUGAAGUUCCUCCUCUGUCGGCAUUUUUUUUUUCUUUCGAUGUUCGAUAGAGAGACUUGAAUGUUUAUAGAGAUGGAAAAAAAUGCAUGGCACAAGGAGCUGUAUUAAUGAAGCAUGUGGCCAAGACACAGUCUUGUGCUUGCCAUCUAUCUCUUAUAAGCUCAGAGCUUCCCUGAAGAAUGUACCAUUAGUAACAUUUGAAAAAAACAAAGGCAAGCUGGUGGUGUGUACCACAUAUCAGGCAUACAGUAAGAGGCCAUGUUAAAUAUCCUUGUUCAGUCUUUUUUCCAAGAGCCACUCCUAUACUUUCAGUGUUUCUGUCAUGCUAAGUCUAACCUGAGGAUAACCCUCUUCGCAGAUUAUUUGGAGUCUUUUUUUUUGUUGUUGUUGUUGUUGUGUGUGUGUUUGUGUGUGUGUGUGCGUGUGUGUGUGUCUGUGUAUGUGCAAUAUUCAUACAACAGGGCCCUAUUUCUGAGUAUGAGCAAGUGUACGGUGUAAUAUAGUAGAAUCUCGGUGAUAUGAUCUCCGUUUCAAGGUGAUACAAAUUUGUAAAUUUCCCUGGCUUUACUGCAUUUUGUGCAAUGCUCAAAAUUUCGGGCGAUACGAACACUUCUCAAUGCCAUUCCAGAUGAAAACCCACAAGCUGAAACUGCUUGCAAUAAUAUGGUGGGAGGGCCAUGACAGCAGAAAAAUGUUAUUGCAGUUAAGCAGGCAAGCUGCGUAGUCUGCCACUCCCUUGAGUGUUGUAGGAAAGGGCUUCUCGUUACUUGAUUGUGGAGCUGCUCAUUGAUGCUUUCACUGCACAGCCUGACCAUCAGGCAUUCAAGCUUGAUGAAUGAGCUCUAAUGAAUUAGCUAUGAGUUGUGAGCUAGGAAGUUGGCUCAUAUAUCCGUUCACUUGUGCAUUUGCAACAGUUACCUCCUGUGCCUCCAUGCUGAGGCAAUUGACAUCAGAGGCGCACUGCUCUAAGCCUCGACAUGCAGUAGCCAAAGUAAGAAAACAGCUCCAGCUCAACUGGUGGCAUGUUGCAAGGGGCAGUGUGUGAGCAGAUGUUUACUCUUUGAAAACACUAAGCAAAAUAUGGUGCAGUCAGAAAAGCUUCCAAGGAGUUGGCAGUUGUGAACUAGAAAAUGGGCUGAACGUGUCCGUCCAGAGGAUUUUUAAAGAUUGCAGGAUUUUCUUGCAGCUUGGGGAGUUGAUGGGUCAUCCCUUAUUGUCAGGCUACUGUAUACACUCAAUUCUGCAUAUACUUCUAACUUUCUGGCUACUGCUCCCAGUAAAACCUCGUUAAUUAGGGUUUCACGGUACUGAAAAAAAAUCUCAGAAUUAACCGAACGUCGAAUUAUUGAGGGUAUCAAAAAACAAAUGUUUACUACAUUAACACACUUUUAUUUACUAAAUGAAUUGGCAAAUCCCAUUUCUGUUCUGCACAAAAGCAGUGCAAAAGCUGCCGUUCUCGUCAUCUCGUGGCUGAUUAGCACUCGCAACGCCAAAGGCCUGGCAACUUCGUUCACAGUACGGCCACGGUGCGCGUCUUCAGGCACGCUUUUCACUACUGCUCGCACAUCCAGAUUAUUUCUUCGCCAGAUCGCAGCUCAUCACGAUGUACGUGGUGCUCUUCAUACUCGACAGCUGUGCACUGAGUAAAAAUUAAACUACUAUUUGCCGCAACCGCUGCGGACAAAACUGCAGCCGCUAUUUUCGCGAUCAUGGACGGCGACUACGCAGUCAUGAAGGCACGCGGCUUUGCGCGGCAGUAAAUGCAAGAAUAAAGGCUUUAAAGGCACAAAUAGGCACGAAGCGUUCUGGCAUUGCUGUGAUUCACGUACGAUUUCCACUGACGACUUAAGUGGUGUGAACGUUGCUGCUUCAGUUCAAUCGACGCUAACACGAUUUUUGCUCUUUUGCGUCGCAAAUUUGCAGCGGUCGCCGAGCUCCAAGAGUUGUCCAAAUUGAACAAUGUACAGCCGUAUACGUCCGAAUUAACAAGGUUCAUUGCAUUAAAUAAUGCAUAUGCCUGCCGGGACCAAAGGACAAGUCUGAAUUAUGAGAUUUUCCAAAUUAACAAGUGUCGAAUUAAUGAGGUUUUACUGUAAUUGAGUUAAAUGAAUCCAAGUUGCUGGAAUAUGGCAUUUUAUAGGUUCAUCUGUGUUGCUACGCAGAAGAGUGAAGAAACAGCUUGCAUAAGCAGUAAUCGCCAAACUGAAUUCUUGCAGCAUGACGUAGACUCUUGCUGAUGCGCCCUUAGUGGUCCGCAAAUACAUCUCGGAUCAUUCAUCAGGCAAAUGUCACAUGCCCAACUACAGUCGACUUCCAUAAUUCGACCUUGAUGGGACCAACAGAAUUGAUCUAAUAAUCUGGCAAGUUGACAAAUUCAAGUUAGACUAGGCAGAAGGAAAUUCCCAAAUGCACUGCUGCUUUAUGUGGCAGUAUUUAUCCUAUACUAGUGCACUUCUGAAUCUAAUCCACGCCCAGUGUUUAGAAGUUCAAAGUAGGAAGCAAUGUACAUCCAAAUGUAACACGCACCUAACUUUAAUAUUUAAAAAAAUGUAGUAUGCCCCCAAUUCUGGCAGUGAUAAAAAAAUGAAAUGUGCAGAGUUUAUCUUCACAGAAUGCAAAUGUCAUCAUCAGCCUAAUUUAAUGUCUACUGCAGGACGAAGGACUCUCCUUGCUAUCUCCAAUUACCCCUGUCCUGCGCUAACCGAUUCCAACUUGCGCCUGCAAAUUUCUUAAUUUCAUUACCCCACCUAGAUUUCUGCCAUCCUCAACUGCGCUUUCCUUUUCUUGGCACCCAUUCUGUAACUGUAAUGGUCCACCGGUUAUCAGUCCUACACAUUACAUGGCCUGCCCGCUCCAUUUUCUUCUCUUAAUGUCAAUUAGAAUAUCGGCUAUCCCUGUUUGCUCUCUGAUUCACACCACUCUCUUCCUCUCUUUUAACAUUACCCUAACAUUUUUCGUUCCAUCACUCUUUGCGCAGUCCUUAAAUUGUUUUUGAGCUUCUUUGGCAACCUCCAAGUUUGCACCCCAUAUGUUAGCACCGGCAGAAUGCACUGAUUGUACACCUUUCUUUUCAAUGACAGUAGUAAGCUUCCAAUCAGGAUCUGGCAAUGCCUGCCAUUUGCACUCCAAUCCAUUUUUAUUCUUCUGUAAACUUCUUUCUCAUGAUCAGGGUCCCCUGCGAGUAAUUGGCUUAAACGUACUCCUUCACAAACUCUUAAGAGUCUGACUGGCGAUCCUGAACUCUUGUUCCCUUGCCAGGCUAUUGAACAUUAUCUUUGUCUUCAGCAUAUUAAGCUUCAACGCUACUCUUUCACUUUCUCUGUUAAGGUCCUCAACUGUAAUUCGACCCCAGUGUUGUUGAACGGGACGAUGACAUCUGCAAACCAAAGGUUACCGAGAUAUUCGCCAUUGAUCCUCACUCCUAUGCCUUCCCAGUUUAAUAGCUUUAGUACUUUUUCCAAGCAUGCAGUGAAUAGCAUUGGAGAGAUUGUGUCUCCUUGCCUGACCCCCUUCUUGAUAAGUAACUUUUUACUUUUCUUGUGGAGAACCAAGGUAGCUGAAUCUUUGUAGAUACUAUUUCCCAAGAUACUCGUGUAUGCCUCCUGUACUCGUUGAUUACGUAAUGCCUCUGUUGUGACUGCUGGUACCUCUACUGAAUCAAAUGCCUUUUUACAAUCUAGGAAAGCCAUAUAGAGAGGCUGAUUGUACUCUGCGAAUUUCACAAUUCCCUGAUGCGAUUCAUUGUAGAAUAUCCCUUCCUGAAGCCAGCCUCUUCUCUUGGUUGACUGAAGUCAAAUGUUGCCCUUAUUCUAUUGGAAAUUACCUUGAGGAAUAUUUUAUGCAAUACUGAGAGCAAGCUAAUAGGCCUAUAAUUUUUCAAUUCUUUCCUGUGGAUUCACCUUCCUGUGGAUUAGUAUAAUAUUAGCAUUCUUCCAGUUGUCUGGUACACUUAAAGUCAUGAGGCAUUGCAUAUAAAGAGUUGCAGGCUUUUCCAGCAUGAUAUCUCCUCCAUCUUUGAUUAAAUCGACUGUUAUUCCAUCUUCUCCUGCCACUUUUCCCUGGGUCACGUCUUGCAAAGCCCUUCUAACUUAUCGCUAGUUGUAAAAGGAGCCUCUGUAUUCUGUUCAUUACUACAUGAAUGAAGAUAGCGUGGCUGCUCUGGGUAAUGUACAAGUCAGUAUAGAAUUCUUCCACUGCUUUUACGAUAUCUUCUAAUUUGCUGGUGAUAUUACCCUGCUUAUCUUUCAGUGCCUACAUCUUGGCUUGUCCUGUGCCAAGUUUUCUUCUCGCUGAUUUCAUGCUGCAUCCAUUUUUUGCUGCUUCCUCAAUCUUUCUCACAUUAUAAUUUCGAAUAUCCCUUACUUUCUCCUUGUUGAUCAAUUUUGUAUAUUGAUCAGUUUUGUAUUCAAAUAUAUUUUCACGUAAUGUUCAUUGUCAUCACUCUCGCACAGCUUUUCAUCACUACAGGCCGCAAAUUCUUCAUGUGGUACACUGCAUUUGAUAUUGUCAAUUUCUUGAAUGACUCCACAACAAUCGCGAAAGGGAUCAUGGCCCAUGCCUAGACUAACCACUUCACCAGAUCGUCAUGCAAUGCAAGACACCGAUACAAUGAAAUCAUAUGAUGUGGCUCUGUUGCCACUAGCUUAGCGUGUAAAAUAACUUUUCUUUUGAAUGAGCUCUUGUAACGAAAGCAGCACAUUGUCGUCUUGCCGUUACAAACCUACUCGAAAACUUGUUCUGUCGCCAUCUUUAAUGACUCUGACUCUGACAAGUAGGCUGUUGCCAACACCGCGACUGCAGUUUAGGUUUCAUAUUUGAUUGUAGCAGAAAUUUUCAGACCCUUGGAAAAAAACGGUACAUGUUUGAAUUGGGUAAAUAUGGUUAUCAUUUAUUGUGAGCUGCCGUCUUGCAUUUGAAACUCUAUGAAAGCAGGCCAAAAACCGGCAUUUUCUACAAGAAAUAGCAUGUCUGGUGAUGCUGUAUCCAUUGUCCUCUAGAGCUGCCAGGGCAGACGCUGCAGCCAUUUGGGUCACACUUUGGAUAACUGUGGGGUCGGUCAAGUCCGAAUUAUCCAAUAAGGGCUAAUGCUAUAAAAAUAACUAAUGUCUUGGCCCAUAGAAAGGUAUGGAUGCCAAGCUGGACCUUCAAUCUGGAUCGAAUUAACCAAGAAAUCAGAUUAGCUGUAGUCAAACUAAUGAAAGUCUGCUGUAUAUCAAUAUACCAAUGCGACAUUGAAAAAAACAGUGCUAGAUUGAGGAAAACUUGGAGCUUUCCAUGCUGAUGAAAUGAAGGGGAAAUUUUUGUUUGUUGUGAGGCCCUGCGAGAUUUGUAUUAUCGAGAUUCUACUGCACGUAGCUGUAGAUUUUCAAGUUGGAAAUUGUAAUAUAUGUUGAAGGUCGCAUGUUUUUAUUUGUACUCUCAAGCAUGUAUAAUUUCAACAAAUGGGACAGUUGAAAAGAGUCAAAACAACCAUCAUGGGCCAGUGCUUGUCUCUUUUCAUGUAUGUUAUAUUCUUGAGAUUAUGUUCUGCAGUUAGUGAGCUGGAAGUUACCCUUACAGGAAGUGCUAGUUAUAUAGCAUAUAUUUUUCUUUUCAGCCUGUACAAAACAUAUGUAGCUUAUGUGCUACGUGUUGGACAACCACUUUUAGUACAAUGCCAGUUUGAUAGCGGGCACAUUCUCUUUUAAAGCAUGCCGCUAUGCUGCUGGCUUAGCAGACAUAACAUUUUUCAUCUCCAAGAGAUGACCUUGUCAACAAAGGCUUUACACCUCUGCUAAGGUGCUGACAAAUGUACAGCUUCUCUAGGGCAUUGUAAUAUACAGCAUUGUAUAUAAGGAAUGACUGAGGACAAAAGUGGACGGUGUGAUCGAAGCAGUUGCACAAAGAUGCCAUUUACUGUCCGCAUUUGAUACUAAAAAGAUAAAAGGGGAUUUUUUUUCAUCUUCUAUCUGCUACUGAUAACCCAUGUCCUGCAAGUUGAAGGUUUACACUGUUGCCUUUAAAAGGGUGUGAUAGUUCAGCAAAUGUCAGCGCACAUUGUUUACUUGUAUGCACCCAAGUUUGUCCAAAGUUAACAUUGUAUAACAUGCAGCCCCAGCUUAGAUGCUAGUUUUUAAAGGCAGCUGGAAGCACAGGUGCACAUUUCUUUUUUCAUGAAACAAAGCUAGUGCCAUUGUUUGUUAUUUGUCACCAUGCUGUAGCAAGGACUUUUACUUGGAUAAGUGGGGCAUUGAGAAAUUUAGCACCACCAAGGCAGUUAAUUUUAGUGGAGCAACAAUGUUUAAUUCCCAUUGAAGGGAGGAUUUGCUAUAGCCAGUAGGUGUGCAAAGCCCAUGUGAUAACUGUAUAGCAUUUGUUCUUCAUCGUGGAUGCUUAGAGAAAAAGUUAUACAAGUGUGUAAAAACAAAUAACUUGUCUUUGAGGUCUCUUUUUUUGUCCUUUUUUUUUUUUCUUUUUUCUUCCACAUCGAUGUUGGAAUGUGGUCUAGUCUGGAGAGGCAUUAAAUUUAUAUACGAACAUGAAGGAAAGGCAUAGCAUUGGGGUGCAGAACUGUUAGUGUUCCUGUAUAUGACCCUAUAGUGAGCAAAGUUGCAUGUCUUCCUUCCAUAUGCCAUUUGCCAUAUGUCCUGCCAUAUGCCAUUUGCCGAGCACCGUAAUAUAAUUUUUAAUAUUACUGUUAAGCGGGAAAGCCUAUUGCCACACUACUAUGCUGCGCUCAAUUUAAUGCUGCUGACAGCACCUGCUCUUUUGGUUUGCUGUUUCUAAUUUGAGCUGCUCCUGCGAAGUAUUUAAGUGUUUGUAUUGUCCAUAAAAUCAUUACCACUCCUAUGCUAUGUCAAACAGAGCUUCUCUAGCACUGCAUCUCUAUUGGGCACAUUCCUAUUUCUCUUGGGUGUACACCCCAUUUGUGUUGAAAUUUAGCCCAGAAACAAUGAUUUGGAACAUCUGUCCAAUUUUUGUGAUGCCAUUUGUGUGGCUUGUUCGGAACUAGCAAGAAUACACACUGAAUAGCAAGGCCUAAGCAAGCAGGAAAAGACUCUACCUCAUCCAUGGAAUGCAAAUGCAGCUGUGUAGCACAUUUUGUACAGCCCAUGCUGCUAACAUGCAGUUUUCAAGGUGGCAAAGUAUAUGUGUAUGAUAAAUGAGUGCUAGCGGUGUGUUAUUAAAAUAGCAGUAGCAAAUAAAUUGCAAAUUCUUGUGGUAGUCUUCAAGUAUGGCUUCUUGAAGAAUGGCUACUUUCUUUCCCAAACAACAAUGGAUAUUACGAUGACUGGCUUUCAUGCAACUGUGCUCCUAACAGGGAGCAUAGACAGGAACUUAAAAAAAUUAUUUCUGCUGUACCUGUUCAACAUAAGGGCAUCAUCCUUUCCUCUACAUGCAAUGUGCACUCUCCAAAGCUUACUACUCCUAUAUACUUUUGGCUUUUUUGGUAGUUUUUUGCAGUUGGUGCAUUGGCUGGCACAAGUGCGUCUGCUGUGUAGGAUUCGCUGCACAUUACCCAAAGAAUGAUUUUUUUUAUGUACAUAAUGCUAGUCCCUUGUUUGCUUUUCUUUUUUUACUGUGUAAUAAAAACGUUUCCACAGUGACUGUUUUUACUGUGCAAAUUGUUUGACCUGAUAGAUGCCCUCUGACAUUUCAAGAUCUUGCAUUUUAUUCUGGAGUCUUGUUGAGCAUUUAGCAGGCUUACUAUCUCAAGUUUGUUGGCAGAAAUUUGUGCAGAUUUUUUGUCUCAAUUAAUUUGGACAUUAAACAUCAAACCUUCAAAAUGAUCUGCAGCCUUGUACUGCCUGUAGUAUAUUGCAAUAAAAUUUCAUUUCAUUUGAA
Molecule: messenger RNA, 11576 nt
Organism: Dermacentor andersoni
Lineage: Eukaryota; Metazoa; Arthropoda; Arachnida; Ixodida; Ixodidae
Source: RefSeq, a predicted model, not a curated record